Molecule: messenger RNA, 1027 nt
Organism: Tripterygium wilfordii
Lineage: Eukaryota; Viridiplantae; Streptophyta; Magnoliopsida; Celastrales; Celastraceae
Exons: 5
Coding region: 1-648 (215 amino acids)
Source: RefSeq, a predicted model, not a curated record
AUGUUAAAAAAGGAAGCAUAUCUUCACCUUUCGGUUUGCUUCAACCGGUCACCGAGAGAAGACGGAGGGCCGUUUACCUACUCACUCCACCUGGGAACGAGUAGUGGAACCUGCGCGAUAUUUAAAUACGACUGUAGAAACCCAUUUCCUCCAGAUCCGUGGAUUCUGCCUCUAACCCUCAUUUGGGGUCUCCUCUCCGUCUUCAAUGGCGAAUUGAUCGCAAACAACCUUACUUUGAAGAAACGAAAGAGUCAUUCGAGAAAUUCAACUCUCAGAAUUAGUCACUCUCGCAGAGAUCUAACCCUUCAGUAUACUAUUCCAGCAGGACACUGUUCUGUGGUCUGGGCUUGCUUUUUUUCUUUUCCCGGUGAUUUGCAGCUGAUUUGUGGUGGAUCUGAACUGGUUAUUGUGGGAGCGUUAAUGAUGGAGACGCUUGUUGUUGUGGCGCAGCAUCGGAACCAAUACCACAGUGGGGUCAAGUUUCACGGUCCUGCUAAUCGGGUCGGGUCAUCGCCAUUUAGAAAAUUCACGGAGAUCAAUUGCCGGAAUUUUGAAUCCGGGCCAGUGGAGAUCUUUGACCCCACCAAGAUAGUUACAAGUGAGCUUGGAGAAGAAUUUGGGAGGCUGUUCAGCGCACAGUCUUCUUGAUGGAACUAGUCUCAAGUUUAAGAUGUAUUAGAAACAAGAGUAUGUUUCUUCACUUUUCUAUGUGGGAAAAUACUACAUAUAUGAAUCAGGCUGUCAGAUCUUGUGUGCGCCAGACUCUUUAAAGAGUAGUGGAGUGAAUAUGUUGUCUUGAAGCUUGAGCAGUUGUGUUUUUCUGCUGUCGUUCUGUGUCCAGACCCAGAUGCAAUGUUAGCUCUUCUGUUUUUACGCUAUAAAAUUUGUUGAGGCAUUUAUGUAUCCUGGUGUCCUACUGAUUUGUUGUUAUAAAUUAUGAUAAUAUUGAUGUGGGUACCUGUAAUGGUGUGGUGUACUGUACUUAAUUUGAUUUUAUUUCUCUGCAAAAGUUAGUUGUGAUCAUUGA